This is a messenger RNA of Umbelopsis ramanniana AG, 519 nucleotides long. RefSeq lists its product as uncharacterized. Bases 1 to 519 code for a protein of 172 amino acids. The transcript is spliced from 2 exons. The record is from RefSeq and is a predicted model, not a curated record. NCBI's taxonomy places the organism in Eukaryota, Fungi, Mucoromycota, Umbelopsidomycetes, Umbelopsidales, Umbelopsidaceae.
AUGUUUCCUCCUACUGCCGGCUUAUUCCACCUUUCCCUUUUGCUGUCGAUUAUUUUUCUGAUAGUCUGGAUCAUUUGUAUAGCCAACGUCGUACACCUCAAUCCACCAGCUGUAGGGUACAUCUUCUUGGUAUUGGCCAUCGUCUUUUUCUUAGUAUGGGUGUUUUUCCGCUUUGCAGUGCGAACGCCAGUUGGAUUGAAUGAAGAAAUUGCCGCUGAGCAGUCAAUGGCAGGCGCACCAGGCUAUGCUGGCAUGGGCCCGUCAGCUGCCGCAGGAAUGGGUCCAGCUGGUCUUGGUGGUCCUGGUCCUAUGGGUGGCCUUGGUGCAAUGGGCGGUCCUGGCCCAAUGGGUGGCCCGAUGGGUGGCCCGAUGGGUGGUCCUAUGGGUGGUCCUGGCCCAAUGGGUGGAGCAGGUAUGGGCCCAAUAGGUGGUGCAGGUAUGCCUCCACCACAAGCUUACCCGUACUCUGCUGGUGUAGCAGGACCCCAUGCUCCCCCUCCUGGAUCUGUUGUUGUAUAG